Molecule: messenger RNA, 879 nt
Organism: Rotaria sp. Silwood2
Lineage: Eukaryota; Metazoa; Rotifera; Eurotatoria; Philodinida; Philodinidae
Source: the annotation of a GenBank genome assembly
AUGCUCGAAUCAUUGCACAAGUCGACUGAUUUUCAAGGCUAUUUUGAAUCUUGUGCACCAAAAUUUUGCACUUAUUCCUAUCCACAACGAUUCAGUCUUCCCUACAUUAUGACAACUCUUAUUAGCAUUACUGGUGGACUAAAUAUUGUAGUACGCAUUCUUUCGUCAUGGAUCGUUAAGUUUCUAAUUAGAAAGAAACAGUUAAUAGUCGCCAAAGAAAUCGAUGAAUCGAAUUCAGAUAUUAAUCUAAAUAAGCAAAGUAUAAAAAUGCGCGUUAAUAAACUCUUCGUUGAAGCUCGAAAUUCAUUGAUAACACUCAAUUUGUUUAAAAAGACACUGGUAGAUAUUCGCCAUGGAAUUUAUUCAACUCGUAUCUAUAUCAUUUUGCUAACUGCAGGUGCCAUUAUUAUGACUGUUUAUUCGACAAUAGUUCGAACUUCAACAAGUAUCAUCGUGCAGAAUCCAACACUGCUGCAGUUCGAGAAGCUUUAUCAACAAUAUCCGUCAACAUUAUCAUGUCCAUGUCAAAAUCUCUCGGUGAUGCAUUCAAGUAUCAUGACCAUUUGGCCUCGUUACCAUCAAGUAUGUUCGAGUAAAUUUGUUCAAAACGAUGGUUGGCUCAAAUAUUGGCCUAUGAUUUUGAUUGAGCCAAAUAACACGAAUAGUCGAGAUUUUCCGUCAAACGACUUUCGUGUGACUGGUCAGGCGUUUUUUCAACAACUUCAAACAUUUUGUGCUUUGGCUACUGAGAUAUUAGCAAAUGCAGUGGAAACAUUCAACCGAACAAACUUUGUGAGCGCAAAACCACUAGCGAAAGCUGAUUUCAAUUCACAAGCAUUGGCUAUAUUCACACAAUUUAAACAACAGGUCAGUGUUUAG